Nanorana parkeri is the source of this 2115-nucleotide messenger RNA. Its product is annotated as beta-Ala-His dipeptidase-like. Lineage: Eukaryota; Metazoa; Chordata; Amphibia; Anura; Dicroglossidae. The record is from RefSeq and is a predicted model, not a curated record. Gene Ontology annotation, biological process: proteolysis. The transcript is spliced from 13 exons. Bases 201 to 1766 code for a protein of 521 amino acids. Gene Ontology annotation, cellular component: cytosol. Gene Ontology annotation, molecular function: metallodipeptidase activity.
UGUGAUUAUCAUACUGUCAGCUGGGACCAAAUGAAAAAGGUUUUCAGGCUAUCCCUGUCCCUAAUCUACAGGCUGCGUGAUCUACAAGACACAGUGGUUUAACACUAUACGUAUAGCUGGAGAAGGUAAUUCAGUGGGCGUGCUGGAGAAAUCUGAUACAGGCUGCUGCUUUUCAAGAACGAUAUAGACAGGACAGGAAAAUGAUGCAACUCUCUCUACAGCAUUGCUCUCUGUCAAUGAUCUUCAUUGUUCAGCUCAUCAUGCUGCCGUUUACAACUGAUGCAUCUGAGAAACUGGUGGAAGAUCUUUUUCAGUACAUUGAUACUCAUCAGGAUGACUUUGUUCAGGAGCUUAAACAAUGGAUAGCUGUUCCGAGUGAUUCCAGUGACCCUCAGCUACGUGGAGAAUUAAUCCGAAUGGUAGAGAUUACAGCUAGGAGGAUUCAAACUUUGGGAGCCACAGUACAGCAAGUUGACAUGGGCUUUGAAACGAUGCAUGAUGGACAGAUAAUUAAAUUCCCCCCAGCAAUCUUGGCUGAACUGGGUAAUGACACUGCAAAGGCCACUGUAUGUUUUUAUGGACAUGUGGAUAUCCAGCCUGCUAAAAAGGAAGAUGGGUGGAAAACCGAUCCAUACACAUUGACAGAAGUUAAUGGAAACCUUUAUGGACGAGGUGCAACAGACGACAAAGGUCCCGUGUUAGCCUGGAUAAAUGCCAUAGAAACAUAUAUAUCACUAAAAAAGGACAUCCCAGUAAACCUGAAGUUCAUUAUAGAAGGGGUGGAGGAAACUGGCUCCCCUGGUUUGGAAGAAUUAUUAAAGCAACAUAAGGAGUUCUUCUCUGAUGUGGACUACAUUGUUAUUUCUGACAACGUGUGGCUCGGCAGAAAACCUGCCUUGACAUAUGGAACAAGGGGCAAUGCUUAUUUCUUUGUAGAGGUCGAAAGUGGUAAAAAGGACUUGCACUCAGGAACUUUUGGAGGUAUCAUCCAUGAAUCAAUGAGGGACCUAGUAUAUCUCUUAGCAAGCCUUGUGGACUCUACUGGUCGUAUCCUUAUCCCUGGAAUUUAUGACUAUGUUCCUCCAAUAACAGAUGAAGAGAAAAAGUUGUAUGAAAAUAUAGAUUUUGAUAUAGAAGAACACAAAAACAACACAGAAGUGAACACAUUUUUGUACAGCACUAAGGAAGAAAUUCUUCAGCACAUGUGGCGAUACCCGAGCCUUUCCAUUCAUGGCAUAGAGGGAGCAUUUGCUGGAACUGGGACCAAAACUGUAAUUCCUUCAAAAGUGAUUGGCAAAUUCUCAAUUCGGCAAGCUCCAAAUAUGGAAAUCCCUGUCGUGGAAAAGCAGGUUAAAAUGUAUCUUCAAGAAGUAUUUGACAAAUUAAAUAGCCCAAAUAAACUAAAAGUUUCGUUAGAAAUUGCAGCAAUGCCUUGGGUGGCGAAUGUUGAUGACCCUCAGUAUGAAGCAGCUAAGAUGGCGAUACGAAAAGUGUUUGGUGUUAUGCCAGAAAUGAUCAGGGAUGGCUCAACUAUACCACUAGCCAGAAUCUUCCAAGAUCUAACCAAAAAGAGAGUAAUGAUGCUUCCAAUUGGUGGAGCAGAUGAUGGGGAACAUUCACAAAAUGAGAAAAUAAGCAGAUCUAAUUACAUCCAGGGGACCAAAGUUUUUGCCGUAUUCUUCUUGGAAUUGUCAAAGCUACAUGAAGAUUUACUGGCCAAAUCUAACCAAAAGAAACCAAAAUUAACUCAGCUUAUUGGAAGCUGAAAACUUCAAUACAAAGAUUGUAGAGGAACCUAGUAAACUCUGCUAGUUCCUUAUAUCAUUGCUUACAGUAUAUUGCUUUUACGUUAGUUCAGAUUGUCCUUGGGUUGUGUAGGCCUUGAUUCAUGUCAUUCUAGGUGUAUACUGUGUAUGACAUCUUGGCAGCCUUGAGUAAAAUAAUCUUUUUUUUUUCUUGUGGUCUUACAGUUCUAUAUACAACCUGAGUAUUUGCAAGAGCAAAAGAGCUAAUGCUUGACAGCACAUGUGCAGAGGAAUGAAUACACAACCUUCAUCGGCUAUUGGUGUGCCUUAAGAUGCUAUAGAGCUUUCAGUUCAGAUGUAUCACAUAUGC